Molecule: messenger RNA, 3141 nt
Organism: Haliotis rufescens (red abalone)
Lineage: Eukaryota; Metazoa; Mollusca; Gastropoda; Lepetellida; Haliotidae
Product: rab9 effector protein with kelch motifs-like
Exons: 8
Coding region: 203-1342 (379 amino acids)
Molecular function (GO): protein binding
Source: RefSeq, a predicted model, not a curated record
UCACACGAGCUGUUCCGAAUGCUAAAGACAGUUACUUCCGGUUUGGCUCGAAGAAAUUCGCGGGAAAUAAAGAGAUCGUUUUCAUUGUCAUCUCUACUGAUUUGACAUUUGUCAUCAUAUCAGUGGAUCACGUGUCAUUAUAUCAGGAGAGAGACAUAAACACUGGAAUUAUUAUAUAUUUUUACAACAAGACCCGAAAAUCAUGGGAAACGAAACUAGUCAAAACACCUCUUAUGGCGACAGCAUUGACAAUGACAUUGUCAUCCGAUCGAAGAAAGUAUCAAGUGAAUUUCCUGCGAGAGAGGGACAGAUUUGUUGUGUGUCAGGCACAAGGGUAUACGCCUUUGGUGGCGUGUCCCAACAUGGGGAAGAACUCAGAGAGUCAAAUGAUCUCACAGUAUUUGAAACAGAGAAACAAGAAUGGACCAAACUCGUGGUUAAGGGAUGCCCUCCGCCCCCACGUACUGCAGCCGCCAUUGCCGCUGUCGGACACAAACUCUAUCUCUUCGGAGGACUCAGUCACGCUUUUGGCUGGUUUGAUGACUUAUAUUGUUUUGAUGUUGCUACCAACACAUGGUCGGUGGUAUCUGCAGACGGUCCCAAGCCACUUCCCAGGGACAAGCUGCAGUGUGUGGCCUUGGGCAAGAAGAUCUAUUACUUUGGGGGAUUUGGUCCCAAGUCAGCAGAUGCAGACCAGUUAGAGAGUGAGGAUGAUGAGUCGGAGGAUGAAUUACCUGAUGGCGGUGCAGAAUUUGGAUGGUUCAACGAUCUCUACGUGCUUGAUACUGAGAAGAAUCAGUGGUCCCAGCCAAUGCAGAUGAACCUGGCUCUCCCAACCCCGAGGGCAGCUCAUGCCAUGUGCGUCGUCGACAGAGACCUCAUCAUCUUCGGGGGUCGUGACAUGGAUGCCCGCCAGAAUGAUUUGCAUGUCUUCAAUGUCGACACACGGAAGUGGGCUACUGACCUGCAGGUGAAGGGGAGACAACCAGAGCCCAGGUCCUUCCACACGGCCUUCAGUGUGGGGAAGCGUGCUGUCAUCAUGGGAGGUCGGGGAACCGGGAACCAGCACUUCGCUGAUAUCCAUAUUUUCGACACGGAAACUCGAGAGUGGCUGCAGCCGACGUGCGAGGGGGAGCUCCCUGAGGCUAGAGGGCAGCACUCCGUGGCAGUAGCAGGGGACAAACUGAUUGUGUUUGGGGGGUCCGGCAAAUACAGCGACGAGACCAUGCAGUGCCAGUCACACUUCACUGAUACAUUCAUCAUGGAUGCUGCUGACUUUACAAAAGGAGGAGCUAAGACAAAACAGAACGGAUCUGCAGCGGCAAAUGGUGCGAGUUCGUGAACAUAAACCUUCAGUGUGCACAAAUAUGUCAACGAUAAGGCAGCCAUGUUUACAAACACUAUGCAUAAUGUUCAGGUCUCAAGCUUCCCAUCAACAUCGAAAGACUGCAUAACAUCGUCACUCAUCUUUACCUCGGCUUCCAUCAAUCCGAAGUCUCAUCUUGGUCAGCACUGGAAGGAAUACAUAGAACUAAUUCCUUUCACAUGACAACCAUGCUCCAGUCAAUUCUGUUGUUAUCUUGGAAAUCAGUAUGCCUCAGCACUGAUAAGCAUACAAUAUUAUGUUUCAAGAUCAGGAGUCAUUUUUUAAAUUUUAUACAGAUCUGGAAGUUCCAGGGGAAUUAUGAGUUAUCACUGCUCCAGUGCUCCUGAAAGUAGAAUACAUGGACGAAAGUGUCAUCUGUAAAAGGGAGACUCGUACAACCUCGGCUGCUUAACAUUGCAAAUUAAUUGCCCAGGGGAGGCUUCUCUCUUACUGAGAGCUUGUAUAAGACCAAUUGUCAAGGGGUACAACUCAUUGUCUACCCUGCAUAACACCCAUGUCAAAGGGAGACUACUCCUACAAGUCCAAUUACAUUAUCAUGUAUCUGUCAAAGGGAGACUACUCCCACAGGGACAGCAACUCUCCCCUAUAAAUGAAGGUGCAUAAGAUUGUUAUUCAUCACCACUCUCCUACGAUGCCUUGACAUGUGAAUUGAUGCAUAUUAUGUAUCCAGAACGAGACUUACCUUUCUCAAAGGUAUGCGAAUUAUUAUUGUAUAUGUGGCUAUAUUUUAACAUGGUUAACGUGGAUAAUUUACAUUUAAAAUUAUUGUGGGUUAUAAGAUGCUUGGAUAAAUUAUGUUUGAGGUUCCAUACCCUCUUCCAUAUGUACCCCUACAAGGGAACAUUCAUUCAGACUCUCAUUAAGCUGAUGGUAAGGCAAUGUCAUGAAAUAUUAAGAGCACUUGGAAAGUUGUUCUGCAGACUUUUAACAUUCUGAACUCCAACUUGCUUAACUGUAUUGAAAAUAGUGUUAGGAUAUUUGGACAAGGUCAAACAUAAAGCUGAAACUGUACUGGAAAGAAAUUUUAUGACAGUUUUUUUUUGUCUGUUACUCAAAUAUUUGGAGCACUACAUUUCUUUAUCAAACUUUUCUCUUUAUUGGGUGGUCCAGGCAUCGGAUGGUGUAGAACAUAUCGUGUAGACUAUCAGCUCUGUUGUAGAAAUAUAUUUGUUUUUCCAUAGACUCGUACAUAUUUAAAGCAGUUGAAAUGACAACUUUUGAACGUUUCUUGGUAUGAUGAUAAUGAUGUAUGAACUGAAGUCAUAAUUAUAUUUGUCUGAACGCGAAGUCAACAAGUUGCAUUGUUGAAAUACAUUGUGAACUUAGUGCUAAAAGUGGUGGCUAUUAUUGAUACAAUUUGUCAAUUUACUUGUUUACCACAUAUGGAAUUCCUGUGUUCUUGAAACCAUGAAUUGAGGUAUAGAAAGUUCAUGUGUUCUGAUACUACAAGUGUGCUGUGCCAAGUUGGGCUGUUCGUGGGUUUAGGUUCAAAUCCCAGCCCCAGUUUGAUCCAUGGCAGGGGUUUAUUUAGACCUACUCGGAGGCCCAUCUUCAGCCCCACGUCUACAGCGAAUGUCAAUAAAAAUUCCCAAAGUUGGAAUUAAUAAUCAUUCAGUUCUUGUUAAUUUAGUUAUAGUGAGUGAGCUGGGUUUAACACCGCUUUUAACCUUAUUCCAGUUUUAUCACAGUGUGUCAGCUUAAUGUGGGAGGAAAGCCCGAAGUGGUGCCGGUCCCUGGCAUUUACCACUUCGGUG